Messenger RNA from Pocillopora meandrina, 1982 nucleotides. Lineage: Eukaryota; Metazoa; Cnidaria; Anthozoa; Scleractinia; Pocilloporidae. The record is from the annotation of a GenBank genome assembly.
UCUUAAGCUCAAGCAAGAAUAUGAUGUUGUUGUGGUAUACGCUGUUUACGUUGUUGAUGUUCCUGCCCCCUGCAAAGUCCAUACAGACUGGUAAGUCCUUAUAUCCAAAAAUCUGUGUAGUUCUGUAGACCGAUAUCUCGAUAGAUAUUCCUCAACGAGUGUUGCACUUUUGAAGGACAAACAUACUGGUAUUACCUGGUUUUGCAAUGAUCUCAGCCUACUAUAGGUAACUGGUACAUACAACAUACUGAGAAAAAUAUUUUACAAUUGGCUACAGUAGACAAACCUGAACAGCUUUAGUUCCCUGGAGUCAAAAAGCACUUUCCGUUUUAUAGUAGUCUUAUAUCAUAAACGUGUCACAAGUAUCAUGUUAAAAGUUUACAUUCCAUCGUUAUGGGAGUAUUCACUCCCCAUCACUGUGGCCUGGGCUCAAUUCUCAGACUUGGCGUCAUAUUUGGGUUGAGUUUGUCGUUGGUCCGCGUCCUUUCUCCUAGGUUUCCUAUCCGGGUCAUCCGGUUUUUUUCCUCCCCAGAAACCAACACUUCAUUUCCAAUCCGACCAGGAAACAGUGGAACUAUUUAAUGGGAAGUACACUGCUAUAUUUCCCCAGGAUUUCUGACAAAUUAUAUUUCCAGCUAGGUCUCUUAAUCACUAUCUUGAAACAACAAAAAUAAAAGGUCCCUAUGAACGACAUACGGGUACGAGUUUUAGACAACGAAAUACGUAUGUUGGUGCUUUGGAAUGUUUGAAAGCUCCUCCUGGAGCCGUGUGUGCUUAGGUUGACCUUAAAAGAAGUUUUAAACAUAAAAAAAGCAUCAAGCUAAUGAAAGACCGGUCGGGAGUAAAUUAGCAGCUUAGAAUUACUUGUGCAGUUGUCGCGCGUCACUUAACACAGCUAAAAAUUCGCUUGUUUAUCGAUUUUGUUUUGCUUUCAUUGAGAAGUUACUUGUUGAACGAAAUAUGUCUAAUUUUCUCAUAGAAGGAAUUGGUAAUGCUUUGAGGAAACGAGUUGAAACAUUUGAAUAAUCUCUAGUUAGGUUGUAAUUUUAACUGUUUUAUUUUUUCUUUAGGCUGUCGGAAUAGAUUUUGGUAUUGCGCAUACUAUUCUAAAUGUUAUCAACCAUGGUUUCAAAACGCCUGCCCCAUGCGUUGCAAUAAGUGUUCAGGUAGGUUAGAAAGUAAUUGCACUUUCAAUAUUUUAUCCACAAAAGAAAAAAAAGGAACAAACGAAACAAAACAAAACAAAGCAAAACAAAGCAACAACGAUGAAAACGACAAUAACAACGUCAGACUAUAUGAUAAUAAUAAAAACAAGAACAAUAAUGACAAUAAUAAUCAAAAUAACAUUAAAAGAAGGAACCCAACAUGCCGAGGUGGUUUGCAGUGGGGCCCUGUUUUUAGUGGUUACCCUGUUUUUAGUGGUUACCCUGUUUUUAGUGGUGACCCUGUUUUUAGUGGUGACCCUGUUUUUAGUGGUGACCCUGUUUUUAGUGGUUACCCUGUUUUUAAUGGUUACCCUGUUUUUAGUUCUAGUUUGUCCUGAUUUAAUCCUAUUACUAAAUUUUGCUGAAGGAACAGAAACCUUAAAUCCUUAAUCAGGGAAAAGGUUUCCCUUUGUUAGGCUUGACGCAUUUUUCUGAUUUGGAGUUUGGAGAGGAAGAACAACAAUUCAUAUCCGAACAACAUGUCCGGAUGUUGCCCAAGUAGAAGCCGGCUGCUUUUAACAGCAAGGAAAGAGAUUAAUAACCGUAUCUGAGCAACUACGCACUCCCCCCUCCCCCGACCCAACAACAUUCAACUGAUAACAAUUAAGGGUUAAUGUUGGUUUAGGGGAGGGAGGGGUAGAUCUAUUAAGAGCCCAGUUAUUCUAAAUUGGAUAAAUUCAAUAAUCCACGUUUUCCCCCUUUUCAGUUAAAGUCGACGGCAGUUGGUCAGAAUGGGGUAAAUGGAGCAGCUGCAGUAAGACUUGCGGCGGAGGAAAG